Molecule: messenger RNA, 3700 nt
Organism: Etheostoma cragini (Arkansas darter)
Lineage: Eukaryota; Metazoa; Chordata; Actinopteri; Perciformes; Percidae
Product: neuroligin-4, X-linked-like
Exons: 9
Coding region: 993-3614 (873 amino acids)
Biological process (GO): postsynaptic membrane assembly; neuron cell-cell adhesion; presynaptic membrane assembly
Cellular component (GO): synapse; cell surface; postsynaptic specialization membrane
Molecular function (GO): neurexin family protein binding; signaling receptor activity
Source: RefSeq, a predicted model, not a curated record
AGAGCUAGGUGCGUAUCAUUGGAUCAGUAGCUGCUGCCUGCCACACUGUCCAAUCGCAUCUAGGGAGAGAGAGAGAGAGAGAGAGAGAGAGAGACGGGGAAACGGAGAUAGAGGUAGCGAGAGAGAGAUGGGGGAGGGAGGAAAGAAAGGAAGAGAGGGAGAUUGAUCAUUUGAACGUCCUGGGCCUUGCGAUCCUUGGAAAAACACUUACUAGCCUACAUCCCAAAAAAGAAUUUCCUUCUUUUUUCCCACUGAAGGCUUGAGGGCUGUUUUUUUUCUUGUUUCGUUUUUUUUGAGUUAUUGCCACCCAGGAGACGUGCCAUCGCCUCCACCACCAGCAGCAGCAGAAGAAGAGGAAUAUCUCCCAAUAUCCCAUCCCGGGCACGUCGGAUAAGCUGCAGCAGUGAAAACACGAGGCGAAUAUUGCGGUGGACUGGAACAAGAACAUGGUCCCUGGGAUUUCACACCUCUCACCCUGGCUGGGAGGCAGUUUGUGCUUGUUAUGGGGGUGACCGGAAGGAGAGAGUGACAGAGGAACAGUGAUGCUACUGUUUACAUAACAAGAGACUCACAUACACACACACAUACAGACGUGCACGCACACGCACACGCACACGCACACAUACACACACACACACACACCCAGACAUGCUGAAAUUGCCAGUCCAGGACAUACACGCUUAAACACUUCCACACAUACAUACACACACAUACACACACACACACACACACACACAUUCAAGGGACUCGCUGACUGAGUCACCAUACACUCAGAGGCACAGAAUCACUGACUCACACACAGGAACAAACACAGACACAUACACAAAAAGAAAAAGGUUGUUUGCAAGAGUCAGGACGGUGUGUUGUGUGUACUAUGGCCAAGCUGAGUAGCAGCUGUGUCUGAGCAUUGGAUACCUCUGAAGGGUCAACACAGCUCUAAUCCCCCCCCCCCCCCCCCCCCCCCCCCCCCCCCCCCCCCCCCCCACACCAUCAUGUCCGAGCCGAAGACCGGGAGAACUCCCUCAGCCUUGUCCUCUCUCCAAACCUUCUCCCCAAUUCUAUCCCUCCUCCUCUCCCUCUGCCUCUCCAUUUCAUGCAAUCCGGCCUCUUCAUCGGCACAGCAGACUGUGCCUGUCAUCUCCACGGUCCAAGGCCGCAUCCGGGGCAUCCUGACCCCGCUGCCCUCUGACCUCCUGGGGCCAGUCAUCCAGUACUUGGGAGUACCAUAUGCAAGGCCUCCAACAGCGGACCGGCGCUUCCAGCCGCCCGAGCCUCCUUUGCCCUGGCCAGGAAUACGAAAUGUGACGCAGUUUGCUCCCGUGUGCCCGCAGUCGCUGGAUGAGAGGAGCAUGCUGGGAGAUAUGAUGCCUUCCUGGCUCACAGCUAACCUGGAUAUAGCGGCGACGUACCUCACUCACCAGAGUGAGGAUUGUCUCUACCUCAAUAUCUACGUGCCCACUGAGGAAGACAUCCAUGAGGAGGGGGGUCAGCGGCCGGUGAUGGUCUACGUCCACGGAGGCUCUUACACAGAAGGCACUGGUAACAUGAUGGAUGGCAGCGUGCUGGCAAGCUACGGCAACGUCAUUGUCAUAACCCUCAACUAUCGCCUAGGAGUACUGGGAUUUCUCAGUACAGGUGACCAGGCAGCAAAAGGGAACUACGGCUUGCUGGAUCAGAUCCAGGCUCUGCGCUGGGUGAAGGAGAACAUUGCAGCAUUCGGAGGAGACCCAAGCAGAGUUACUGUGUUUGGAUCCGGGGCCGGGGCCUCGUGCGUCAGCCUGCUCACCUUGUCUCACUACUCUGAGGACCUAUUCCACAGAGCUAUCAUCCAGAGUGGCAGUGCUUUAGCCAGUUGGGCUGUCAACUACCAACCCAGCAAGUACGCCCGUCAGCUUGGUGAGAGGGUGGGCUGCGGCAUCGACGACAGCACUCAACUGGUCGCCUGCCUUCAGGGCCGAAGCUACCGUGAACUUGUGGAGCAGAGCAUAACACCGGCAAAAUAUCACACAGCUUUUGCCCCGGUGAUUGAUGGUGAUGUUAUACCUGAUGACCCCCAGAUUCUGAUGGAGCAGGGAGAGUUCCUGAACUACGACGUGAUGCUGGGGGUUAAUCAGGGCGAGGGCGUGAAGUUUGUAGAGGGCAUUGUGGACUCAGAAGACGGUGUCACGGCUGAGGAUUUUGACUUUGCAGUGUCAGACUUUGUGGACAGUUUGUAUGGAUACCCAGAAGGCCGAGAUACAUUGAGAGAGAGCAUAAGGUUCAUGUACACGGACUGGGCGGACCGGGACAAUGCAGAAACUCGGCGGAAGACUCUGGUAGCUCUAUUCACUGACCACCAAUGGGUGGCUCCAGCAAUCGCCACAGCUGACCUCCACGCUCAGUAUGGAUCCCCAACAUACUUCUACUCCUUUUACCACCACUGCCAGAGUGAUGCCACACCGCCUUGGGCUGACUCUGCUCAUGGUGAUGAGGUGCCCUAUGUGUUCGGUGUGCCCAUGGUGGGACCUACUGAUUUGUUCAACUGUAACUUCUCCAAGAACGACGUUAUGCUGAGCGCUGUUGUAAUGACUUACUGGACCAACUUUGCAAAGACUGGUGACCCAAACCAGCCGGUUCCUCAAGAUACCAAGUUCAUCCACACUAAACCUAACCGUUUUGAAGAAGUGGCCUGGUCUAAGUACACCCCUAAAGAGCAGCUGUACCUCCACAUUGGCCUGAAGCCGCGUGUCAGAGACCACUACCGUGCCACCAAAAUCUCCUUCUGGCUCCAGCUGGUCCCUCACUUGCAUCAUGUCAACGAGCUCCUCCAAUCUGUGUCCUCCUUCACCCAUAGUCCCUCUCCACAGGAUGACACUCCUUAUUCCUACACCAAGCGUCUAGCCAAAGGUUGGCCGCCUAGUAGUACACGUCACCCAGGUUCACAAGCAGGUACUCCACAGCCACCAGAGUCUGCUUUAGGCCAAGGUGGAGGGGAAGACGGGGUCCGUGUCCCUAAUGAGGACUACUCAACUGAACUCUCAGUGACGAUUGCGGUGGGAGCGUCCCUGUUAUUUCUUAACAUCCUUGCGUUUGCGGCUUUGCUUUACAAGAAAGACAAGAGGCGUCUGGAGCAUCGCCGGCCACGUCCACUUCCUCCCCCGAGACGAGACAUCACACCGGCAGAUGUUGCGGCCCACCUACAGGGUGAGGGACUGAUGUCUUUACAGGUGAAGCAACUGGAGUGUGAUGCAGCAUCAGCAGACGAGAGGAACAACACUCACCACCAUCACACUCUGGAUACGCUAGACGCCCUGGACGGCAUGGACACCCAGGACAUCUACAGCACACUGGACACUGUGCGCCUCACCUGCCCGCCCGACUACACCCUCACCCUGCGCCGCUCGCCUGACGACGUCCCCCUCAUGACCUCUCUGACCCCAGGAUCACUGCCUGUGACUCCUGGAUCACAUCCUGUUACCCCGGCAACGCCGAUGACCCCCAUGACGCCUGGAUCAGUGGUGGGGAUGAGGAUGGGGCAUCCGCACCAGGGAUACACACACCAUAGCCCAUAUAGUAAUACACACUUGCCACACACACACAUCUCCACGCACACACACUCCACCACGCGUGUAUAACCGCAGCAAGAUACUUGCACACCCAGGGACAUAAUUACAACACAAACACACUAACUAACACACACCAACACACACACACACACACA